Molecule: messenger RNA, 1737 nt
Organism: Paramecium sonneborni
Lineage: Eukaryota; Ciliophora; Oligohymenophorea; Peniculida; Parameciidae
Source: the annotation of a GenBank genome assembly
AUGUAAGUCGUGAUAAAUUAGAUUGAAUACACAGAUGUUCAUUUAAUUAGUUAAGGUUAAGAAGGUUAAUUAUACACUGCAAAAUCAUAAAAUGAAAUAGUAGUUCUAAAAAAAUCAUCACUUUAAGCAAAGGAGUUAUUGAUUUUAGAAAACUUAAAAUCUAAGCCGCCUAAAAAUUUUGCUAAAAUAAUUGAUUUUGAUAGGAAAGCAUAUAUUGUGAUGGAAAAAGGAGAUGGAACUUUAACGGGUUUAUUAUUAAGUUAGGAUUACAAAUAAUUAAAGUUAUUAUAAAAACUUAAAUUAUUUGAAUAAAUUGUAAAUGGUAUCUGUGAACUUCAUGCUAGGAAAUUAAUUCAUAGAGAUUUAAAACCAGAUAACAUUCUAUUUUUUAAAUAAAGUGACAAAAUAGUUUUAAAAUUAAUAGAUACUGGUUAGAUAGAUUAAAUAGAUGAUAGAAUAUAAUUUUUAACGGAGAAUGCUGGAACUCUAAAUUAUUAAGCUCCAGAAUAUUUCUCAUAAAAAGUUUAAUACAAUGAAAAGGUUGAUGUUUGGUCUCUUGGUCUCAUAUUUUAUUAAAUGCUUACAAAUCAUGAUUUAAUUGUAAAGAAGAAGUAAAUUUUAGAUCAAUAAUAUAUUAACUAAUAAAUUGAAUCUAUCAAAAAUUGUGAUGAAAUUAUUCAAGAAUUAAUUCGUUCUAUGCUUGAUUCAUCUAAAGAUAAAAGAUGGUCUGCUAAAUAAGUUAAGUUUGAAAUAUAAAAAAUUAUUUAAAAUAUUGAAUUAAAAGAAGAUCAUUAAAUAGUUUAAUAAAAAAUUAAGGAUUUAUAAAUUUAAUGUGAAACUUUAGUUAAUCUCAAUUAGUAAUUUAAAAAUUAAAUAUAAAAUUAAACUCGAUUAAAUGAUGAAUUAGAACAAAAAUAUAUGUUAUGUAUUUAAAAUUUUAAUGAAUAAAAAGUUGUUCAAUAAAAUUUAAAAAAUGAAAUCGAAAAUGUUGAAAAAAAGAAUACAAAUUAUAAAUUAUAAAUUAGUUAAGUAGAAUAAUAAUUAUUGUAAUUAAUGGAUAGGGAUAAAUAAAAUUCUGAGAUUAUUAUUUAUUUAAAAGAUAAAAUUAUAAGUUUAGAGCAAAAUCUAAUAAAUAAAAUUAAUAACAAUAAGAAAAAUAUUGGUUAAUUGAUACAACCUAAUAAUACUUUCUUUAAACAUCAGAAAAUAUUGUUAUUUGGGCUUCCAGGAGCCGGUAAAACAUGGAUUUUUAGUACAUUAUAAGGAUUAAUCCAAAAACCCAUUGAUAAGAGCACAACAAAGUUUCAAGAAUUUUUUAUUACUGAUCAUAAUAUUACAAUUAUUGAUUCACCUGCCUUUUAAGAUGAACAAGAUCAUGAUAUAAGUAAUGAGACUUUUAAGAAUUAUAAUUCUUAUUUUUGUGAAAAUUAAAUAGAUAAUAUAGUCUUAGUUGUUUAAUAUUAAAGAUUUGAUUUAAUGAAAUCCUAAAUAAAGCAUUGUCUAAAAUAUUUUAAAGACAUUUCAGGUGUAAUAGUUAUAAAUUUUCAUGAGCCAAUUCUUGAAAAAGAAGAAAUACAGCUAAAGAGUUCGCUUUAAUUUUGUAAGACCAUUAUAUAUUCAAUUCAUAAAAAUAUUACUAAUUAAGAAUUAAUGGUAAUCUUUUAAGAAAUAAAAAAAUCCUGUCAUUAAACUAACAAUGAUUUCAAAAAUAUUUUUAGAUAAUUUUAAGAUGACUGA